UAGUGUUCGUUCAAUGUCUUUCUGUGCUACAUUCAUCACACAUUAUUUUGGGUCUUAUCUUUCGUUUGAUUCAAAACUCUUUGCCAUUCGAUUUGUGAAUGAAUGUACAAAGUCAUCCCUUGAUUGGCUCCUGUUGUAAAUUUAUCCAACACUCGGGGUACGAUAAUAAAAUAUGAAAGUUGCAGUUGUUGGAGCCGGAUUAGCCGGUGUUUGUGCCACCAAACAUUGCCUGGAGUAUGGAUACGAUGUGACAACAUUCGAAAAGACAAAUACGAUUGGCGGUACAUGGUAUUACACCGACAGUGUGGACAAAGACGAAUUCGGAAUGGACGUACACACUAGCAUGUAUCAGAAUUUAAGAACAAACUUCCCGAAAGAAAUAAUGGGAUUUCCGGACUACGAUUUCACUGGACCGAAAAAUUCCUACGUAUCGGCAGGUGAAGUUCUGGACUUCAUAAAAACUUAUGCUCGGGAAUUCAAAGUGGAUGAGCAGAUUAAAUUCCGUCACGAAAUUAUUCGCAUUCGGCCAAUAGGAAUGACAUCACGGUGGGAGAUAGUGGUGCGAGAUUUUAACAAUGACUCCGCCGAAGUACAACAAUUCGAUGCGGUGAUGUGUUGCAACGGGCACUACAGUUGUCCUCGGAUACCAGACAUUCCUGGACGGGAUUUGUACGGUGGUAAAGUUCUUCACACUCACAGUUACCGGACAGCCGACAUCUUUAAAGGCGAAACAGUUCUGGUUGUUGGAAGUGGAUCUAGUGGCAUUGAUAUCGCCUAUUUGGUGUCAAAGACUGCGACCAAAACAACCAUUAGUUUUCACGAUCCGACAAGGAUUAUUCCGAGUGGAAUCCAUAAAAAACCGGACAUACGAGAAUUGACCGAAAACGGUGCAAUAUUUCGCGACGGAACGGAAGAGCAUUUUACCGUCAUCAUAUUCGCCACUGGAUACCUGUACUCGUUUCCUUUCCUGAGCAUUGACUGUGGUAUGACAAUAAACGACAACUACAUUCAGCCGUUAUUCAAGCACUGCAUCAACAUUAAUUACCCAACGAUGGCACUGAUUGGAAUGCCGUAUUUGGUGCAUCCACCUCUAAUCAGUUAUUUGCAGAUCCAACUUUUUCUUAAAUAUUUGAGUGGCACUCAAAACAUUCCAUCGAAAGAAGAGAUGAUGAGCACAACCAAUAAAGAAAUGGACAGCCGAUGGAAAAAUGGAUUCAAGAAGAAACAGGCGCACAUGCUGGGAACUGAUUUGUUGGAUGAGUAUUAUGCAGACCUGUGUCAAUUAGCCGGCCUACCACCGGUAAAACCUUACAUGAUGGAAAUUUAUCGCGAAAACCAGCGAAAUCUGAAACGGGAUCACAUCAGAUUCCGUGAGAUUAAUUUCACGGUCAUCGACGACGAACAUUUUGAGACAGAUAAAGAAUUAUGUUGAAGAACCGAAGAAGAAGAAAGAAAUUCGAUUGGAAA
Molecule: messenger RNA, 1467 nt
Organism: Bradysia coprophila
Lineage: Eukaryota; Metazoa; Arthropoda; Insecta; Diptera; Sciaridae
Product: senecionine N-oxygenase-like
Molecular function (GO): N,N-dimethylaniline monooxygenase activity; NADP binding; flavin adenine dinucleotide binding
Source: RefSeq, a predicted model, not a curated record